Molecule: messenger RNA, 2301 nt
Organism: Zea mays
Lineage: Eukaryota; Viridiplantae; Streptophyta; Magnoliopsida; Poales; Poaceae
Product: amino acid permease
Exons: 1
Coding region: 424-1887 (487 amino acids)
Biological process (GO): amino acid transmembrane transport
Cellular component (GO): membrane
Molecular function (GO): L-amino acid transmembrane transporter activity
Source: RefSeq, marked provisional
GUAAAUUAAAAAAUACAAAUAUGCAAGAGAGAUAGAGCUCAGAUCUCUCGCCACAGUUCAACGCCCCAAUCCUGCCUCUUAGUCCAACCCGGCAACCCCAACCUCUUGGUGCUUCCCAAAUUCCAACUCCCAAGCCCUUGGUGCUCACCAAGAUUCAUCUUCUCCCCCCAAUCUCCUCCGCAGGGAAAUAGUUGUUUUGGUUUCCGACUCCCCUGCUGCAUAGCAUAGGCACUCAUUCCUCCCUUUCGACAGCAAGCAAUUUUGUGUUCUCAGUUGUAGAUUGGGCGAGAUUUUCCUUCCAUCCGUGGGUGAUUCAGGCAUUAGGAUUCAAUCGGCACAAUUUGUUCCUGUAUCCGCUCUUGCCAAGAAUUUCCCAUCUCCCUAUUUGCUUUCUGAUCCAUCUUCGAUGCGCUAAGAGGCGAGAUGAAUACGAAUUACUCGGCUCUCCCAUUGACUUCCCCCUCCAUCGAGCUCCAACCCAACGGGGCCAAAUCUAGCGCCGCCGCCAAUGGCGUCCUCAACGGCCACGCUAAAAUCUCCAGGCAGGAUUCGUUCUUGGGCGAGGUGGAGGACGACGGCGGCGGGGCCGGUGAGCACGACGAGCUGCCGCUCAUCGGCGACGGCCCUGCCGGGCCGCCAGAGGGGUCCGACGUGACCGCCGCCGUGUUCAACCUCGCGACAUCCAUCAUCGGGGCCGGCAUUAUGGCGCUCCCGGCUACCAUGAAGGUGCUCGGAGUCGCCGCUGGGCUCGUCUCGAUCCUGGUCAUGGGGGUCCUGUCCGAGAUCACCGUCGAGCUGCUCGUGAGAUUCUCGGCCCACUGCCGCGCGCUAUCGUACGGCGAGGUCGUGCACAGGGCGAUGGGCCGCCCGGCGAGCAUCGUGGCGCAGAUGUGCGUCAUCAUCAACAACGCAGGGGUCCUGGUGGUGUAUCUGAUCAUCAUCGGAGACGUGAUGUCAGGGUCACUGAAGCACAUCGGCGUCAUGGAUCAGCUGGUUGGCCAUGGCGAGUGGGAUAACCGGAAGCUGCUGAUCUUGGUGGUCCUUGUCAUCUUCCUCGCACCAUUGUGUGCGCUUGAGAAGAUUGACUCACUGAGCAUGUCAUCUGCCGCGUCGGUUGCCCUUGCCGUUGUGUUUGUGGUGGUGUCCAGCAUCAUUGCUUUGAUCAAGAUCGCCGAGGGCAAGAUCAGUAUGCCGAGGAUGGGUCCAGAUUUCAGCUCCCGUGCAGCAAUGCUGGACCUGCUCGUCGUGAUACCCAUCAUGACUAAUGCCUUCAUCUGCCAUUUCAAUGUGCAGCCGAUCUACAACGAGCUCAAGGAGAAGACACCACAGAACAUGUACAAGGUUGGCAGGAUCAGCACCGUGCUAUGCGUGGCGGUGUAUGCCCUGACUGCCCUCUCGGGGUACCUCUUGUUCGGCGAGGACACCGAGUCCGACGUGCUCACCAACUUCGACAAGGAUCUCGGGAUAAGAUUCAGCUCUCUGCUCAACUACAUUGUCAGGAUAGGGUAUGUCAUCCACCUGGUCCUCGUCUUCCCAGUUGUCCACUUCUCGCUGAGGCAGACAGUGGAGGCGCUGAUCUUCGGGGAGCUGGCAACCCCUAGCAGGAAGAGAACAUUCACAUUGACAGUGGUGCUUCUAGCACUCAUCUACCUUGGCUCGACAAUGAUACCCAACAUCUGGAUGGCCUUCAAGUUCACCGGAGCUACCACAGGGCUGGCGUUGGGUUUCAUGUUCCCGGCCCUGGUGGCAUUGAGGCUGGACAAGGAAGGGAGUCACUUGGGACAUGGGGAGAGGCUCCUUGCGCUUGGUUUGCUGGGGCUAUCAAUUCUUGUUAGCGUCAUCGGAGUCGUUGGAAAUGUAUACACCUUGAAGAGUAAGUCUGAAUGACCUCCCCAAGAUGGCAAGUUGAUAGCUAGGGUUAGAGGAACCUUUGCAUCAUGAAGACACAUGGUGUGUUGCUACAACUGGCAUACAGAUCGUGUAAACAUGGUGACUAUACACUAGGUCAAAAUGUAUUACAUUCGAGAGAGCCUCAGCAUCCUAUAUCCGUUUUUUACUUCAGAGGUUUAACUGUGGACCAUUCUCGAGGGAAUUCUUUUUGUACUUCGGACCAGAUUGUUUUCGAUGUAUCGAUUUCAUUGUGUUCUUACAUGAGGGCUCUAGAGUCACUCUUUGAUCAGCAACCAAAAAAAAAGAUUGGUUCUGAUGUACUUUGAGGAGAUUUUUGUUUCCCUAUGUCAGUAAGUUGGUCUGUUUGGGGGCAUACAAUUCUUGCACUUUUUUUAUACUAAACCUUCAUCU